AUGUACGGAAUCCAACUCCUCAUCGGAAUCACUCGUGAACCCUCCCUCUUUGGUGGUGAGCACGAAGUUGCACCGACCAAUAUCACACAAAACAAAGCCCAAGCUUGCACCAACAUCCACGCACAUGAAUGCACACAUCCACAAUUCGUAACUCUGAACGAUUUCAUCAGAUUACGCAGACAGCCCGUCCGCCUCCUUCGAUUCGACCAAACUUCCUCUCCCUCGGGAGCAGGCUUAGUUAAAAUUAGCGCUCCAACCAACCGUCGGCAAAUGGUGAGAAUCAUCGUCAAGACAUCUGUUGCUAAACUGACCACCUCGUCUGUUUUGGACUCCGCACCUUUCCUGGUCUGUUCGGCUCAACUCUUGUCCAUUUGGAAGACACGUCCCAGACCGACCGACCGACCGGCCGGAUGGUCUAUACUGUUUGUCCAGAGUCCAAAACGUGGGGAACGGAAAGAUGGCCGCAAGAAUGCGAUUUUGGAAAGCUCGGCAGCGCCUUCAAUCGCCGAUCCGGCGUCUUUUGGUCCAGGCAGUCAGAUAGAUCUGAAAACCAGGCCAAAGGUGGCCCGAACCGUUGUCAUGCUCAAUGGUUCGCAGAUCCUACCAAAGCGGAUAUUUCUUGUGGCAUAA
This is a messenger RNA of Protopolystoma xenopodis, 630 nucleotides long. The record is from the annotation of a GenBank genome assembly. Lineage: Eukaryota; Metazoa; Platyhelminthes; Monogenea; Polystomatidea; Polystomatidae.